AUGGCCGAGGAGGAGGAGACAAAGAAGUAUGAUGUCCCCUUGAUCCGCUUGAAAGAUUGUUCGAGCCAGCUGGAUACAGAUGACUUAGAUGAGGAGGAGCGCAAGGCCUUGGCGGAAGUCUCAAAGAAGGGCUACUACCACGCCCGGCCGAAGACCCAGGAAGCGCCCUCGCCGCAGCGCAUCGACAACCCCGAGGACCUGCCCCAGGCCAGGCCCACGACGAUUCGCAAGCGGACGACAUUCGACACAUUCCAGAAGAAGUGGGACAAGUUCGACAAGGAGGAGCCUGAACUCAAGGUGGUUGAGCCACAGAAACCGGUGGAUGCCCCUCCAUCUCGGUUCAGCUUCUCUUGCUGUCGGAGGACAGAGACUGUUGAACCGGACGGCAACGGCAAGGAGAAGGACAAGUAUAACCAGGACUACCUUCGAAGAGGCGUCGCCCGCAUGACCAACCAUCAGAGCUCGGACGUCACCCUCCGGAGUGAGCGGGAUGAGCUCAUUGACCUGAUCACCGCCGCCGGGGGCGGAAGUCUGAUGCGGGGCUGGAGGCAAGCCCUCGACCCGCAAGGAGAGCUAGAGGUUGACUAUGACGAUUUCUGCCGGGUGACAGGGCAGUGGCGAUGGGUCGGGGACAUCAAUGCUCUUUUUGGGGGCGAUGGCGAUCUGGACCAUUUGUCCCUGAUGGAGAUUGCCAACAAAGAAGGCAAGCUGAUGAACAACUUCAUGCGGUGGAUCAAAGAGGAGUUCGGCUCUCCCGCUGAUUUCUUCGUGGCCUUAGAUGCCAACAAGAAAGGGAAGGUGGCCAGACACACCUUUGUUUCCUUCUGCGUGAACCGGAACUUUAAGGCUUCAGAGUCGGACCUGAACCGUGUCUUUGACUGCAUCGACACAGGGGACAUCGGGUCCAUCGUGAAGGAGGACUGCAUCUUCCUCGAGCUGGAUCCUAUGAAGCGUAACGAGGAGCGCCAGCGCGGUGGCCUCGUCAGGGAAUGGAAGCAGCGCGCUGCCAUGGAGUUCUUACAAAACGCGCGAACUGGGCUGAAGCCGCUGCCAGGGGAGGAGAGUGUGGCCUUGCCAGAGAGGCAUCGGCUCGCGCCGAGGCCGUGGCAGGCUGGGGCCUUUGAGCAGAUUCCCAUGGUCGUUUGCCAGCGGCGCUACGAGCGGGAGCGCGAUGCCCGCUUCAAGCGGAAGUGUGCGCGGGCGACCUUCUUGAAGCAGAUCUGCAUCUCCUAUGGAAACGAGGUACGGGCCCUUCGCCGCGACAUCAACCCGGGAGGACACCAUGCGACUUUGACGGAUGUGCGGAAGUACUGCCGACAAGUGGACCUGCCCGUCGAAAUCUCCCACUUGUGGCAGAGCCUGGACGCUGACUCGGACGGAAAAGUCCGCAUGGAGGAGCUCUGCUCCCAGCGUGCCGAAGUCCUGGCCAAGUUCAAGGAGUGGAGCCGCCAGCGCUUCGGAUCCUCCGUCGCGCUGUGGGAGACUCCCGAGGCCGUCCGUGCUCGAGCGCGUUGGCGAGGACAGGGCCUGUGGAUCUCCGAUACGAAGAUGCUCAUCGCUGCCUUCGGAGAGGCCCUGCGCGAGCUCAAGUGGCCAGGGAUUCACACCGCAGAGGAGCGCUCCUACGUCUUCACGUCCCUAGACUCCAUGGGCUGCAACCUCAUCACGGUGGAGGACCUGGCCUGGCUGGACAGGUGGAUCCCCUCGGAGUUCUUGGCCGCGGACCCCAGCGCCGAGGCGUGGAGCGACCUGAAGGACAUCCUAGUCAAGACCUACCAGCACCCUCUCCGCGCAUGGCGAAUUCUGGACAGGGACAACUCCAAUCGGAUUGGUUGGACAGAAUUUCGGGACGUGUGCAAGAAGGUUCACUUUAAUGGGGACAUAGUUGGGGCCUGGCGCAUGCUGGACACCGACAUGUCUGGCUACAUCUCCAUGCGGGAGUAUGAUCCCUCCAGUGAGGAGCUGCUCACCUCUUUCAAGGAGUGGGCCGAUUCGAACUUCGGCUCCGUUCGUCAUUGCUUCAAGGCUUUAGACAGCGACCGCAGUGGCUCGGUCACGUACCCCGAGCUCAAGCGCGCCUGCCACAAGAUGAAGUGGAUGGGGAACGUGCGCACGCUAUUCGACUGCCUCGACCUGGAUUCCGGCGACCGGCGGAACCGGGACGCGGCGACCGGCAAGCGGGCCAUCUCCCUGGAGGAGAUCGCCUUCCUCGACACCUGGCACGUGGAACCCCGACCCGAGCUCGCCAAGUUUGAGGACGAGCUUGCGGAUCUGGAGGCCAGCCGAGUGCUCGCGCGGGAGCAGCGUUUGCAGGAGAAGACGCUUCGCUUGCCCCUUAGCCCUUAG
Messenger RNA from Symbiodinium natans, 2346 nucleotides. The record is from the annotation of a GenBank genome assembly. NCBI's taxonomy places the organism in Eukaryota, Dinophyceae, Suessiales, Symbiodiniaceae.